Solanum lycopersicum (tomato) is the source of this 1188-nucleotide messenger RNA. RefSeq lists its product as uncharacterized. The record is from RefSeq and is a predicted model, not a curated record. NCBI's taxonomy places the organism in Eukaryota, Viridiplantae, Streptophyta, Magnoliopsida, Solanales, Solanaceae.
AUGAGGUCUAUUAUUGCUCAAAUGGCCCAAGCCAUGAUUACUCAAGCACAAGCUUCAACGGUUCAUGCCCAUGCUUUGACAGCUCAACCCAAUCCGGAUGUUUCUGUCCGUCCUAAUCAACAAGUCACUACUAUGGCUUCCUGUCUUAGGGACUUCACUCGGAUGAUCCCUCCUAAUUUCUAUGGGUCUAAAGUUGAUAAAGACCCUCAAGAAUUUCAUUAUGAGGUCUACAAGGUGCCAUAUGCUAUGGAGGUGACUUUAAGUGAGAUGGAUGAGUUGGACUCAUAUAAACUCAAGGAUGUGGCUCAAACAUGGUAUGGGCAAUGGAGGCAUAAUAGGUCGUUGAGGGGGGGUCCUUUGACAUGGGAGAUCUUUAAGGCGGCUUUUACAGAUCGGUUCUUCCCUAGAGAGAUCAGGGAGGAGAAAGUGGUAGAGUUUAUCAAUCUUCUCCAAGGAGGGAAGAGUGUUCAUGAGUACUCUUCAGAACUCGUUAAGUUUUCAAGAUAUGCUAGUUCUUUAGUCUACGAUCCUAGAGACCAACUAAUCAGUUUUGGAAAAAGAAUAGAGGAGGCAAGAGCUAUUCGAAAAAGAAGAGAUGCUAAGAGGGCUAGCUCAAUUGAUGGAGGCUCCUCAAUGAAUAGGCUUGAGAUAAAAGAUAAGCCUAAAUUUAAGAAGUGGGGUUCAAAUCAAGUCCCUUUCAAAUUCCCUACAGCUAGUGGUGAUAGAGUGUCUAACCCUACAUUAAAUAAAGGAGGUACUAAUUCAACACACAAGAAGCCAACUUGUGGAAAGUGUGGUAAAAAACACUAUGGUGAGUGCCUUAAGUGGACGGAUAAUUUCUUUAGUUGUGGAAAGAGUAGUCACAAAAUGAGAGACUUUCCAAACUUGAAGAGUCAAGACAAGAGUAGUGGCCAAGCUCAUCCAAGUGGUUCUGGUGAUGCUCCAAAAAAGAACCGCUUCUAUGCUCUCUCCUCUAGGGGUGAGCAAGAGACCUCUCCCAAUGUGGUGUCUUGUAUGUUAAACAUCGUUACUCUUGAUGUGUAUGAUUUACUUGAUCCGGGUGCUAAUUUGUCCUUUGUUACACCUCUAGUAGCUAAAAAGUUUUAUGCUUUACCCGAUAUUUUGCUUGAUCCUUUUCUAGUGUCUACUCCGGUAGGAGAGUCAGUCGUUCCUAAAUCAGUCUAUUGA